GCCAGCUGCCAGCAGGAAGGAACACCCUGCUACUGCUUCCCUCUCCAGCCCGUGGCGGGUCCCGCUGCCCCCGGGGUGCAGCGCAGUGCCAGGAUGGCUGUUCCAGGGCCUGCGGGGCAGGGGGCCUGCAAUGCUUCCUUCAGCACCUUCCAGGAGCACCUGUGGCCAGUGCUGACGGUGGAGUUCUUCCUGGCCUUCGCCGGCAACGCCGUCGCCAUCUACCGCUUCGUGGCGCACGAGCGCACCUGGCACACGGGCAUCGUGUACUCCUUCAACCUGGCCGUCAGCGGCCUGCUCUACGCCCUCUCCCUGCCCUUCCUGGCCGCCUACUACUACCCGCCCAAGCACUGGCGCUACGGCCCGGCCCUCUGCAAGCUCGAGCGCUUCCUCUUCAGCUGCAACCUGUACGGCAGCAUCUUCUUCCUCACCUGCAUCAGCCUGAACCGCUACCUGGGCAUCGUGCACCCGCUGCUGGUGCACGGGCGGCUGGAGCCGCGCCACGCCAAGCUGCUGAGCGGCGCCGCCUGGCUGCUGGUGGCCGGCCUCUCCGCCCCCACCCUGCACUUCUCGGAGCUGCAGCCCCGGGGGAACUGCACCGAGUGCAUGGGCAGCGCCACGGACGAGCAGCUGCCCCAGUACCUGCCCUACAGCCUCUCGCUGGCGGCCGUGGGCUGCGGGCUGCCCUUCCUGCUGACGCUCCUCUCCUACGCCGCCAUCCUGCGCACCGUCUGCCGCAGCCCCCACAUCACGCCGCUGGAGAAGCGCAAGGUGGGGAGGCUGGUGAGCGUGGGGGUGGCCCUGUACGCUGUCUCCUACCUGCCCUACCACACCCUGCGCAACCUCAACCUGCACCUGCGCCAGCGGGGGCUGCAGGACGCGGCCCGGACCUGCCGGCACGCGCUGCCCGUCCACUCCGCCUACCAGCUCAGCAAGAUCCUGGUCACCCUCAACAUCUGCGCCCACCCGCUGCUCUACGGCGCCCUGGCCGACAGCAUGCGGGGCUGCUGCCGGGCCCCCCGCGGGCAGGACAGGGGCCAGCCGGCCGAGAACAUGGCGCUCCAGGCCCGGGGCUGACACCAGGGCUGCAACCAGACCAUGCAGGGGGUAACAGCAGCUGCUCCGGCUGCCUGACCCAACCUGCCCCAAACUGGGGGGGCAGCUCCUCCCUCCCCCCAGAAAGGGCUGCUUGUGAGACACCCCCGUUACCGCAGCGGGGGCUGGGCUCCUGCGAGAUCAGCCAUUAAAGCAGAGUCUGAGCUGGCUGCGGUGUCCUGUCGCUCUCUUACAGCACCUGGGCCGGCUGCAUCCGCACCCCCUGCCAAGCGGGAGCAGAGCUCAGAGCCGCCUGGUUCCUGUGCCUGUCACCACGGCCCCCCCAGCCCAGCAGGGCCGUGAGCCCCCCCACGCUGCCGACUCUGCGCCCGUCACACGGCGCUGGAGGCGGAGUCAGGCCCCACCACCCCCCGCUUCCUCCCCGGCUGAGACACGCGCAGGGGGGCUGGCCCAGCCC
Molecule: messenger RNA, 1510 nt
Organism: Mauremys reevesii (Reeves's turtle)
Lineage: Eukaryota; Metazoa; Chordata; Testudines; Geoemydidae
Gene: P2RY11
Product: purinergic receptor P2Y11
Exons: 2
Coding region: 94-1074 (326 amino acids)
Biological process (GO): neuronal signal transduction; G protein-coupled receptor signaling pathway; cellular response to ATP
Cellular component (GO): plasma membrane
Molecular function (GO): neurotransmitter receptor activity; G protein-coupled ATP receptor activity
Source: RefSeq, a predicted model, not a curated record